Messenger RNA from Temnothorax curvispinosus, 816 nucleotides. Its product is annotated as single-strand selective monofunctional uracil DNA glycosylase-like. The coding region runs from base 47 to 781 and encodes 244 amino acids. Gene Ontology annotation, biological process: base-excision repair. The record is from RefSeq and is a predicted model, not a curated record. The transcript has 3 exons. Lineage: Eukaryota; Metazoa; Arthropoda; Insecta; Hymenoptera; Formicidae. Gene Ontology annotation, molecular function: oxidized pyrimidine nucleobase lesion DNA N-glycosylase activity; single-strand selective uracil DNA N-glycosylase activity.
AACACACGAGCAUACAUCUACAACAUCCUGUGCCAUCUCCGCGAAUAUGCUCGCACGUGAGCAAAAACUUUCUCACGAUUUACAACAAAUUUCUUUUCCCACCUCCAUAGAAUAUAUUUAUACACCGCUUGAAUACGCCCGUGAAACGCAUGCUAUGUACGUACGCAAAUACUGUACUACAACAAAAAAAAUAUUAUUCGUUGGCAUGAAUCCUGGACCAUGGGGUAUGUCACAAACUGGAAUACCAUUCGGAGAAAUAAAUAUUGUGAGAGAUUGGCUUAAAAUCUCUGGUCCUGUUGGCAAACCUUCAAAAGAACAUCCCAAACGAAAAAUACAAGGAUUUAACGGUACACGCAGUGACAUUAGCGGACGUAGAUUGUGGAGCCUUUUUCGAGAUCUGUGUAAAAGUCCUGAAAACUUUUUUCGUGUGGCAUACGUAUACAAUUAUUGCCCUAUAGCAUUCAUGGAUAAUAAAGGCAGAAAUAUUACUCCUGUGGAAAUAAAAGGUGAAGAACAAAAACGUUUACAAAAUGCAUGUGAUGCAGCUCUGCAAGAUAUAAUACAACUUCUAAAAGUAAAAAUCGUUGUUGGCAUUGGCAUCUACGCUGAAAAAAGAGCACAACAUGUGGUCCAAACUGGAGGUCUUUUAGUACAGGUACGAGGCAUACGACAUCCCAGUCUAAAAGUUAUGAAUAAUCAUAAAUGGCUAGAAGCGACCCGACAACGAUUAAAUACAUUAAAUCUACUUAAGUAUUUCAGACAAAUUAGUCCGAACCCUUAAACUUUUUUUGAUAUAAAGAACAUCGCGUCUUUAAU